AGGAGGAGGAUUAAAGUUUUUGUUAUCUUCUUUUUCUACUUCUUCAUAAAUGUCUGCUUCUUCUUCUUCUUCACUUCCUCUUCACACCACACCAAAUUUUAAUCCCUCCCAUUCUUCCAAAUCAACCAAAAUCAAGCAAACUCAAAGCUUCAAACCAACCCACAAACUCCAUGAAGAAAAGCAGCUUCAAUCCAAACCAUACUUUCACCAAAUCUCAUCACUCUGUAAACAAAGUCAAAUUAAAGAAGCCAUUACUCUCCUCACUGAAAUGGACUUCAAAAAUGUUCAAAUUGGACCAGAAAUCUAUGGAGAAAUUCUCCAGGGUUGUGUUUAUGAGCGUGCACUCUCCACAGGUCAACAAAUCCAUGCUAGAAUACUUAAAAAUGGUGGGUUUUACUCUACAAAUGAAUAUAUUGAAACAAAGUUAGUAAUUUUCUAUGCAAAAUGUGAUCUUUUGAAUGUAGCAAAUCAACUUUUUGAUAAACUUGAGAAAAAGAAUGUAUUCUCUUGGGCUGCUAUAAUUGGAUUAUGUUGUAGGAUGGGUUCUAAUGAAAAGGCUUUAUUGGGGUUUAAUGAAAUGCAUCAACAUGGGUUUCUUCCUGAUAAUUUUGUUAUACCCAAUGCUUUGAAAGCUUGUUCUGCUUUACAGAUGAUUGGGUUUGGGAAAGGGGUUCAUGGGUAUGCUUUGAAAAUGGGGUAUAACUCUUGUGUGUUUGUUUCUAGUAGCCUUGUUGAUAUGUAUGGGAAAUGUGGUUUAUUAGAUGAUGCAAAGAAGGUGUUUGAUGAAAUAGUUGAUAGAAAUGUAGUUACGUGGAAUUCGAUGAUUGUUAGUUAUGCUCAGAAUGGGAUGGACGAGGAAGCUUUGAAGGUGUUUUAUUGUAUGAGAAUGGUGGAUGUUGAACCUACUAGAGUUACAGUUGCUAGCUUUCUUUCCGCAGCUGCUAACGUAGAUGCUGUUGAUGAGGGUAGGCAAGGUCAUGCGAUAGCCAUUUUAAGCGGUUUAGAGUUGGAUAGUAUCUUGGGAAGUUCUCUUAUUAACUUCUAUUCAAAAAUUGGUUUUAUUGAAGAUGCAGAGCUUGUAUUUAGUAAUAUGGUCGAGAAAGAUGUGGUGACAUGGAAUUUGCUCAUAUCUGGUUAUGUUCAACAAGGGAAGAUCGAGGAUGCUUUAGAUUCGUGCCGUCUAAUGAGGUCAGAGAAUUUUGGAUUUGACUCGGUAACUCUAACAACCAUAUUGUCUGCAUCUACUAAAAUAAGAAAUGUGGAGCUCGGUAAAGAGUGUCAUGGUUACUGCAUUAGAAAUAACUUUGACUCUGAUGUGGUGGUUGCAAAUAGCAUUAUAGAGAUGUAUGGAAAAUGUGAGAGUACUGAUAAGGCAAGACGAGUCUUUGAGAAAACAGUACAAAAGGAUCUCACAUUGUGGAAUACGUUAAUUGCUGCUUAUGCUGAAUCAGGUCUGAGCGGCGAGGCCUUGAAGCUGUUUUAUCAGAUGCAGUUAGAAGGUGUACCUCCAAAUGUAGUUUCAUGGAACUUGGUGAUUUUGGGAUUCCUUAGAAAUGGGCAAGUAACUGAAGCUGAAACCAUCAUCUCAGAGAUGCAAUGUAUGGAAAUCCAACCUAAUCUGGUCACUUGGACUUCUCUCAUAUCUGGUUUGGCUCAAAAUGGACACGGAGAUAGGGCCAUUCAUUACUUUAAAGAGAUGCAAAUUCGUGGGCUACAACCUAAUACUGUAAGCAUCAUUUCCUUGCUAUCAGCUUGCAUAAAUGUAUCAUCAUUAGAAUUUGGCAAGGCUAUUCAUGGGUACAUAAUACGUCGUCAACUUUUUUCAUCUCUUUCCAUCAUAACCUCUCUUGUAGAUAUGUAUGCAAAAUGUGGGAAUUUGUACCUAGCCAGGAAGUUUUAUGACAUGGUUAAUUGCAAGGAGUUGCCUAUUUACAAUGCAAUGAUAUCUGGAUAUUCAUUACAUGGCCAAGCUGGGGAAGCUUUUGAAGUAUUUAACCGAAUGCAGAAUGAGAAAAUUGAACCAGAUGAAAUAACGUUCACUGGUCUCUUGUCGGCAUGUGAUCAUGCAGGGUUGGUAGAGAAAGGUUUGAAAGUUUUUAAUGAUAUGAUCUCUGAAUACCGAAUGAAGCCAAGUAUGCACCACUACGGUUGUAUGGUGAGUCUACUUUCUCGCUGUGGAAAUCUAGAAGAAGCACUUAAAUUUGUCCUCGAAAUGCCACUUGAGCCUGAUGCCCAGAUAUUAGGAUCAAUUCUUUCUGCAUGUAAAGAACAAAACAAGAUUGAGUUAGGAGAGUACUUGUCCCAAUACUUAUUCAAGUUGGAACCAGAUAAUUCGGGAAAUUAUGUUGCACUUUCAAACACUUAUGCAGCGGCAGGAAGAUGGGAUGAAGUGUUGAAGCUGAGAAACAUAAUGAGAGAAAAAAAGCUAAGGAAAAAGCCAGGCUGCAGUUGGACUCAAAUCGGAACAGAACUCCAUGUGUUUGUUGCAGGCGAUAAGUCACACUCGCAAGCAAAGGUUAUAUAUGAGACAUUAGCUUGGUUAGAAAAGGAGAUGAGGUUUGUGCACCAGCUUAACAUGUAUGAUUAAUAACAAUAAGAUUCCGAGUUCUUAAGCAAAUGUAUAUGUCUGGCACCAAGUAAAAAAGCGGAUCCGAAGCAGAUGGAAUUAGAUGGCUAAUUUGGCAAUGUACCCAUUCAAGGUGAUUUAGGAAUUCAACCAGAGAAACAAGGAAAAAAAGUAGAAGGUAGAACUGUUGGAUUAUUGACCUGCAAGGCAGUGGUGGAGUCGCUUACAGACAAGGGACAGCGCGUGCAGAGAUGCCCUUCACUCCACGGUUACAACUUUCCUCCUCUUCAGGACAAAAAUGGCGUUGAAAUGUAGGCUUGGUGUUUUCCAUUGCUAGGAAAGGGGAUGAACUCGCAAUGCUUCGUGCAGAGCGUGUAAAGUUGAACAGUGUGUUUUCCACUGCUAGGAAAUGGGAGAAACUCGCAAUUCUUCGUGCAGAAAUGGAGCGUGAGCGUGUAAAGUUGAACAGUGUGUUUCCCACUCCUAGGAAAUGGGGUGAACUCGCGAUUCUUCGUGCAAAAAUGGAGCGUGUAAAGUUGAACAGAAUCGACUUAGAUGCUAAAGUAAAUUAUAAGACAUAUCUUGUUUCAGGAGUGGUGACUGCAGUAAUUAGUUGAGUAAUUUGGAUGCCUGCCGUGUAUAUGAUCGGCAAGUUUCUUGAUUAUUGAUUCCCUGUGGUGGAAAAAGAGAAUGAGGGUAUGGGCUCUAGUCAUGCUGCUUAGCUAAUGCUGCUUGUUAGAGUGCUUCAUUGUAAACUAUAGGAAAUGGAGCGUGUAUAUUUGAACAAUGCGUUUUCCACUGGUAGGAAAUGGGAUGAACUCGCAAUUCUUCGUGCAGAAAUGGAGCAUAUAAAGUUGAACAAUAUUGUGAAUGUAACACGAUUUAUAACUCGUAAAAAAAAACAAAAAAAACCUUGCCAGUCUUUGUUUCUGAAAUUGAGCUUCUUGGCUGUGUCCGGGGUAAGCCUCUUAACCGCUUCGUGCCUGGUACAUGGAUAAACAGGGAUAUGGGGCUAUAAUUUUCUCCCACUGAGUAGUUGUGUUCGAAGAAAUAUAAAAAAAGGGGCCGACACCUGCAAUGAAAGUAUAAAUAGUGACUUAGAUGCUAAAGUAGAUUAUAAGACAUAUCCUGCUUCAGGAGUAGUGGCUGCAGUAGUUUCUGCAGUAAUUUGGAUGCCUGCCGUAUAUAUGUUUUCUGCAAGUUUCUUGAUUAUGAUUCCCUGUGGUGGAAAAAGAGAAAGAGAAGACUGGAAGAAGACAUGGUGUGGGCUCAAGUCAUGCUGCUUAGCUAAUGCUGCCUGUUAGAAUGCUUCAUUUUAAACUAUAGGAAAUGGCGUUGAAAUCUAGGCUUUUCUCUAGGACGUUUUCCACUGCUGGUAUUUGGGAUGAACUCGCAAUUUUUUGUGCAAAAAUGCAGCGUGUAAAAUUGAACAGUGCGUUUUCCACUGCUUGGAAAUGGGAUGAGCUCGCAAUUCUUCGUGCAGAAAUGGGGCGUGUAAAGUUUAACAGUAUUGUGAGUGAAACAAGAUAAGUUUCUUGAUUAUCAAUUCCCUGUGGUGGAAGAGGAGACUGGAAGAAGACAUGGUAUGGGCUCAACUCGUGCUGCUUAGCUAAUGCUGCCUGUUAGAAUGCUUCAAGCAAGGAGAAUCUCGAAAUUCCUACUGUUUAUUUUACUGGUGAUCAUACCUUAAAGACGUCAAAUAUUUACUAAGCUCCUUGUUGUUAGUUUUUAUUCACCUUGAUGAAGACUCCUGAAUAUUGAACACUCCGAAAACCUGUUAUCUUUCUGAAAAGAAAGUGAGAUACUGAAACUCUCCAUGAAUAUUAUUCUUCCGCCUCUUGAAUGUAUCUGUCAUGGAAGAUGUGAUCUUUAUUAUUUCUUUUGAAAUUAUUGUACUGCACAUGAAAGGCUGUACCUUUAGUUUUUCUAGUUGCUGCUGAUUCGUUUCCAACUUGUAUGCAGCCGGUUACCUUUCCAGCCCUACCCAGCAGCACGAGGAUGUCGCCAAAGUAAGUUCCAGAUGAAUUGGGGUGCCUCUUAUUUGAUGAUAGCAUUCUUUUCCACCCAAUAAGACAUUUAUCUUGUGUUUCAAGUCCAAAUUAAAUUUCUUGCCAUGGACGGAUCAGUUAUUUACUGCAACUGCAAUAUCGAACUGAACUGGCGAUAGCAAUUUUCAGUUCGUUCCCCGGAACAAGUAUGUUAUGCUAACUAAACUCUUGCCUUGAAUUCAUUCUCAUUCUACAUCAUGGACCAAAGUCGUAUAACAUUUACUCCAUUUUCCUAAAACACUGGAAGAAUGUCUCAACCAUAAUCUUUAUAGGGUAAGUUCCUGUCACAUUCAUCCUUAAAUAUAACCUUACACCUUUCAGUGACUUUUUAUUCUGAGUUCUUCAUUUUCCUCUUUAUUAGUUGUUGAAAGCUGCAAUUUAAUGCUUGUAACUAGCCAAGUUGGUUUUACUGCAUUUACAUAAAGUUUCUAUAGCGUUGUAGGUUUUAUUCUUCCACGGUUGAUCUAACCUUAGACGACAUUGACAGGAAGAAAUUUGAUUUCCCACUUUUUCUUAUGUUAUAUAAUGGUGAUUGAUUGUGA
This is a messenger RNA of Papaver somniferum (opium poppy), 5156 nucleotides long. RefSeq names its product pentatricopeptide repeat-containing protein At5g55740, chloroplastic. Gene Ontology annotation, molecular function: protein binding; RNA binding. Gene Ontology annotation, biological process: RNA modification. NCBI's taxonomy places the organism in Eukaryota, Viridiplantae, Streptophyta, Magnoliopsida, Ranunculales, Papaveraceae. The record is from RefSeq and is a predicted model, not a curated record. The transcript is spliced from 8 exons. The coding region runs from base 50 to 2587 and encodes 845 amino acids.